CUUCUUCACGUCCUUCAUCUCCUCAUGAUCUUCAACAAGUGGACCAGCUCAUUGAAGAGUUACUUUCUUCCCCUGCCCAUGAAGUUGUUGGCUCAGAGAUAGAGGUGUUGAAGUCGAUCUAUGGAGAUGAGGCUAUUCGUUCGUGGAAGAGAUUUCCAACAGAUGACACACUUCGCUUCGAGAUGACAAUAGACUUUCCAUCCCCUUACGACGAUGUAAAAAUCAAAGUAUUGAUAUCUUUGUUGACUACCUAUCCCGAAGAGUCACCUCCCCAGCUUCAGCUCCUUUCACGCUAUAUCGGAGCUUUUGGUGUAGACUCUGUCCUCUUUGGUUCCGUCCUGCGGACGUUCAUUUCUGCUAACGGAGUCGAAUGGACCAAGGGUGCCGUUUGUGUAUUUGACGGUCUACAGAAUGUCCUAGAUCGCUGUGUUCAAUGGUAUGAGGAUCACCUGAGCGCACAAAAGGCAGGCGAGGUUUUACGUGAAUAUGCCUCUGAAUCCCAUCAUCUGGCUGGACAGCCUGCUGCCCUGGAUGAAGUGGCAUAUACCCCAAACGCGCAAGAAACGAUUGAUUUGCCCUCAGGUAUUCAAAUUUUUGAAGCAGAGCCUAUUCUAGAUCGCAAAAGUACAUUUGUUGGACGAGCUUGUGCUAUUACAGAUCCAUCUCAGGUCCCACUUAUCCUUUCUUACCUAUCGUCCGAUCGCCAUAUAGCCCGUGCAGCACAUCCUACCAUCAAUGCAUGGCGGUGCCAGGUUGGUAAGAUCCUUCACCAAGACAAUGCCGACGACGGUGAAACUGCUGCUGGUGGGCGACUAUCGCAUCUGUUACAAAUCCUUGAAAUUGAUAACGUGCUGGUCGUUGUAACACGUUAUUACGGCGGUAUACAUCUAGGUCCAGACAGGUUCAAACAUAUAAAUCAAGCAGCACGAAACGCUUUAGAGCUUGGCGGUUUUCUGGAUGAUGUAGAUGGACCGAAAAAGCCGAACCCUCGUGGAGGAAGAAAACGUUGAAUUUGCUUGACUUGAUGUAGAUAUACGUCUAAACGUUACAGCUUUGAAGACCGUUGUUAUCUUUACAGUAAUUCCGCAGUAAGACUCAAGGUGAGCUCCACAAGAAGAGGAAUCCACUUCAAUUCCAUGUCUAUGUAUACUUGAUCAGUAUUUUGGAAAGUCCAAGUGUGUUGCAGUUUGCAACUUGCAACAAUGCCUACUACUCCGGAUCUAAGCUUCUAAUGAGAGACAAACGGUUACCAUUGAUUCGC
Lentinula edodes (shiitake mushroom) is the source of this 1261-nucleotide messenger RNA. RefSeq lists its product as uncharacterized. Gene Ontology annotation, cellular component: cytoplasm. Lineage: Eukaryota; Fungi; Basidiomycota; Agaricomycetes; Agaricales; Omphalotaceae. Gene Ontology annotation, biological process: regulation of translational initiation. The record is from RefSeq and is a predicted model, not a curated record. The transcript is spliced from 6 exons. Bases 183 to 1010 code for a protein of 275 amino acids.